Molecule: messenger RNA, 4644 nt
Organism: Drosophila elegans
Lineage: Eukaryota; Metazoa; Arthropoda; Insecta; Diptera; Drosophilidae
Gene: stumps
Exons: 7
Coding region: 439-4059 (1206 amino acids)
Cellular component (GO): cytosol
Molecular function (GO): fibroblast growth factor receptor binding; transmembrane receptor protein tyrosine kinase adaptor activity
Source: RefSeq, a predicted model, not a curated record
GAUCGGAUCGGAUCGGUUGGCCAUAGCCUCCCCGAAUAUAUGUGUAUAUAUACGCCGGAUUUUGGACUGCGAGUGCAGCGGAAAAACUGAAAAAUUAAGAAAAGUACUCGUGACUGGAAUUCCGCAUUUGUUUACCGUUGUGUGUUUGUGUUACUGAUACAUUUUGUGUGUUUUUUUCUGCUCUGGAAAAGGGAAAACAUUCGAGAUUGGAUCAACAAGAGCAGUGCGCCACCUACCGGCCACAGUGCGUCUCCAUCCUAUGAAUGUGUCCAAAACUUUGACGUAUCCGCCGGAAGCGCCUUAACUGGCCAUAACAAGUGCAAAGCCCAACAGGUGGAGAGACUCCCCAAAUCGAAGAGGGCAUUGCGUAUUGAGAAACAAACCAAAACUAUACACCAAGAAGACUUUUCCAGCAAUUAUCAUAGGGAAGGAACCAUUAUGUCUGUGGACAACCCCUAUUAUUUUUGCAAUGACACCAAGUCGCCGCGCACGCCGGACUCUCAGUCCUCCGGCCGUGGAUUCUCGAUCUUCAAGCGGCGGAACUCGAAGGGCAGCAGCCCCCGUCCGGUGGUAGUGACCAAUCCGGAGCAGAUGCGCCUGAUCACAUCCGCCAAUCUGGACUCGACGGCCACCAUGGCCUUUGGGAGUCCGCGCGGCAGCUUCAACUCCCUCGGCGGCUUUUCGCAACACUCAUUUGAAAUGCAACCGAUGCACUCGUACCGCCAGAGAUCUUCCAAUUCGCACUCUGAGUUCCGGGAACGCCUGGGUUCCUGCAACGAGACGCACAGCUCCCAGUGUCCCGGAGGAGGAGCUGGGGAUCACGACGAGGUCUUCAAUCCGCUGACAUCGCCAACAAGUAGCAAAUCCCAUCGCCAUCACACCCUGCCAAGUGGCGGAGCACGUCGUCAUUCCCUGGGAAACUGGGCCCAACAUCAGCAGCAUCAGCAGCAUCAGCACCAACAGCAAAACUCCGGAGCAAUGGGCCUGGGAUCUCCGGAUGAGGUGCCCAGCAUGAUGGCGCCCCGCCCACCGCUCCUCUCGCCCAACAAAUUCCGCGGCAGCUCCCAUCGACGAAGAGACAACUGCGGCAACGUGAACAACGCGAGUGGAGCGAUUGCAUCCGGCUUCCUGGGCUCCGGCUUCAACAUGGACGACAUCCUGAUCAUCACCGCCAAGCACAGCGAGCGCGCCUAUCUGCGGGCCACUUACCUGAAGAACCACUUCGACAAGAUCACCAAGCAGCGCGGACGAAAACCAUUCAAUUUUCUGCACAUCAAAAUUGACGAUGGUCCCUUCAGCGAGGAGAUUGCCCAAAAGUACCAGAACACAGCGCUGCAGAUCGUGAUCCUGUGUCCCGCCCUGCUGGCGCUCCCCCACAGUUUCCUGAUGACCCAGCUGUCGGCCAUCAUUCGGGUGGAGAAGGUGCUGGCCAUCCUGCUGGACGUGGCCGAGGAGAAGGUGAAGGAGAUGCACAAGUCGGCGCUGCCCAGCUACUACAAGUGGCGGCGCUGUGUGGUGCGGGACAACGACCAGGUGCAGAUCAGCAACAUCCUGGGCAUAGCCACCGAUAUCCUGGGACGAGCCCUGUGCCAGCGACCGCCCUGCCAGGACAACUCUGGCGGAGGAGGCGGUGGCGGCCUGUCGCGCAGCUUCUCCAGCUGCACCGAGGGCUUUACUGUGCUGCCCAAGAAGGUGAAGCUGGGCCAGAACAAGGUGGUGGCCUUGCUGGCCGAUCCGCUGGAGAAGAACGACACGCUGAAGCUACUGGUGGAGAAGUCCGGCGAACUGAUCGAGCUGCGCAACUUCAAGUGCCGCAAUCCCUACACCCUGCAGUUCUCCAUACCCGAAGCCUGCAUGGAGAUCUCCACCAUGAUCGAGAUCCGGAUCGAGAAGAACAACAAGAGUCUGGGUGCCAGGCCCAUCAAGUGCGAAAGUCGUCUGCGGGAGCUGGAACAGCUUCUACGCAUCGAGGACUGCCCGAUUGAGUUUAUGUGCCAUGCCCUGGGCAUCGGACCUGUGGAGCGGGAUGCCCUCGACCAGCACUUGCUGCAGUGCUUCCAGCGAAACAUGCCGCCCAAUUUCCACCUGCUGAGCGGUCCCAGCGAGCGGCAGCCGCACUUCUUCACCCGGCUGGAGUCCAGUCCGGAGGAGUAUCCCACCCUGCUGCACUUUGCCGCCCGGUGGGGCCUCAAUCGCCUGUGCAUCCAGCUGAUGGAAUGCCCCGGUGGCGACACCGCCUGCGGCGUGAGAAAUUGCGCCGGACGCACUCCCGCGGAGUUGGCCGAGCAGGAGGGCCACAGCAAGCUGGCCCAGAACAUUGUCAGCUUCGCGGAGUUCCACGAACUGACCACCAUGUACCACUACUUCAAGGGGGUGACUCCGCCGGGCGACGCUAGCCCCAGGCCCAGUGCCAAUGUGGUGAUCGAGGCCCAUCCCGGCAAGGGAAAGUCCAACAAGCCGCCAAAGCAACUGCCCUCGGCGGAGUACAUGGAGAUGUCCAGCGGCUCGGAGCGCGAGAACACACCCGAAGUGAGGCCCAAAACGGAGACCCUUGCUGUCUCGAAUCUCAACUACAUAAGUGUGGAAACGGAGGAUGAAAAUCUGCAGGCUUCCGUGGCCGAAAAGAAGGUGGAGUCCGAGAAGAAACUGCCCGAAGCAGGCGCUCAACCGGGACCCGAAAAGACCACCAACGAGUUGAGGAUCAACGAGCCACCCUACUACCAGUCCAAAGAGCAGAAUCACCAGCCAAGGGAGCCGAUCAAAUCCCUGGACGAAGUGGAUGCUGCACCACUCUACCAGACCGACAAAUUCAGCCAGGAGUGCUCGCAGCUGCUGGAGAACCAGCUGGGCAACGACUACGUGCUGCAGCCCUCCAAUGUGCCAGUGGUCCAGGACGAUGGCAACUACCUGUUCCAGCCCUCGAACCGACCCGUUGAGGAGCCCCUCCGGCUGGGCCGCUGCACCGCCCGACAGCCCGGCUAUGGGACCCUCAAGCGCAGUGCCAGCGACGCCUCCGCCGCCAGUCACAGCCGAUCCAAUGCCGACGACGAGCUGGCCGAGAUCAUGCACGACUUCAAGAACAACGUGCUCUCCAUCCGCGAUGUGGAGCUGCUAGUGGAGCGCUGGAAGCACCGCAACGAUGUGCAACAGAGCUUCCGGGAGAAGCAGGAUCAGAUCGACCAGCUGCGUCGCGAGUACGAGCGCAUCCAGGAGCAGGUGAAGUCGCACCUGAAGCGCGAAACGCCCUUCGAGCGCAUCAAGAAGUUCUUCUCGCGUUCGAAGACGCCGGGUGGCAACGACAGCCUGCUGGACGAGACCAAGUCCUCGAUAGCCACCAGCUGUAGCUUUAAGUCGGGUGGCGGCGUGAGCUCCACCGUGGGUGCAGGACGUCCCAUUAGCUCGCUGAGUUUGCAGAGUGUGUCCAGUUCGAGUUCCUCGUCCGGCAGACUGAGCACCGGCAGCAAUUGCAGUGGCGCCUCGCUGGGCGACUCGGGCACCCACUCGGAUCACGAGGAUCGCCGCUUCCCGCACUGCCGCAUGAUGGACAACUACUUGGUGCCGCCGCCACCGAGACCCGUCUUCACGCCCAGCUCAACGCCCGGUGACGAGCGCCACCAGAUUGUGUUCCCCUCGCCCAUGUCCAGUUGCCAGCGUUUGAACACACCCACCAGUCCCACAGGAUCCGAGCACUACCAGAUGUUCCCCUCGAAUAUCCCGGUGUACGGCAGCCAGCCGCUGGCCAGUUCCCAGAGCAGCAGCUACCUGAACACCAUCGUGGAGGCCAAGGAACAGGCGGAGACGCAGCACUACCAGAACCAGAGCGGCGUCACCCUGCAGCCCAUCAAGCUGAACGAGCGGUCGAACAUCAUAUACGGCAAGCUGACCAAGAGCAGCUCGGCCAGCGGAUGCAGCUCCUUCAAGCCCAAGCAGAUCCCAGUGCCCUGUCCCCAGGUGGGCAGCAUCGAGGUCCAGGCGGAGGUCUACCAAAACGUGGGCGACAUGGCCCCCGAGAAGGAGUCCAAGGCAGAGGAGGCGACGCCGAACUACAUGAACUGCUAGGCCAUCCAAAACGACAUGCAUCGAAAUCGAAAGAUUCGAAAGAAAGUUUAAGUGGAAAAAUAACAUAUAAAUUCCAAUUUUGCCGAAUUGUGAUCGGAAUUGGAAUCUUUGAUAUUUGUUUAGUCUGUAAGCUCAUCCAUUUGCAUACCAAAUGAAAGGAUGAAAUGAGUAUGAACUAGUUAUCGGUAUACUAAUUAACUUCGUAAGUUGUUCGAAAGUGAUUCUUAGGCCUUUGAAGUUUUGAAAAAACAGAAUUUGAAGUUUUAAUGCUGCAGAGGUCAUAAGAUCACCUACGAUUAUUUGUAUUAUCUCUGUAGUCUUCGGUUUCAGCAUCUAAUUGUACAUUUGUGAAACGAUUGCAAGCAACCAAAUCAACAUAUCGCUAGCCACUAAGUUUAGAUCCUAAAUCGAUACAAACGAACCAAGCAGCUGACAUAUAAAACUCAAUUCAUCCAACUCUAGGAAUAACACAUUUAGCGCUAAGAUACCCACCUUUGGCAUGCCGUUAAGCAUGAAAAACUCGUUCAUUCUACGCUCUUCACCCCACAAAGUUAAAUGCAAUAAAUUUUUUUAUAUAUAAGCAAA